GCAGGAUUCAAAAGGACGCCACAAAAGUUUCCGAUACUGAGCCUCUUUCUCGAGAUAGAGCGCUGAGUAAGCAACCGUUAACUAGAUCCGGAGAUCGGGCAAGAUCAAUUGGACCCUUGUCCCGCACCCACGUCAUUGGGCGGAAGCAGCUAUCACUUGGGGUGGCACCACCACGGCGGAAGGCAUCGUGAGGAACGUGGGGCUCCAAAGCUUCAAUGUCAGAUAUUUUCACUCAUCACCUAUGACUAGGUACCCAGUGAAAGCAAACACGUACAAGGUCCUUACCAAUUCAGGAAUUGACAAAAGAUAAUUGUAUUAAAGUCCAUUCUAAUUACUUGACUCCAAAGUUGAAUUUAUUCCGGCCUUUCAAAACAAAGAAAAGAAAGAGCCUGACUCAUUGUCCUGUCCCCUUUCGUCUCAGCCCAGGUUUCAUGAAUCUAUCGCUACAGCGGGCUGUCGCAAAUACAUCAACAUCAACUCGACAAUUCACCAGCCCACGUGCGCUAUUUAUCAGAAGUUGUUUUUCAUUCGCCGUUCAGCACAUACAAGCUCCUCAUUCUCAUAAUCGUAGCUUCAGCAAAUACCAGCAGCACCGCCAGCAAGGUAUCCAAUUAUCCCUCAGUAGUCGAGUUGCUACAUUCUCAACCUCCACCCAGCGGAACAAAGAAAAGACAACAGCAGCCAUGGCCUCAGCACCACCACCCCCAACCUCUGCCACCGACCUCAUCGAGUCCGCCAAGCGCGCCGCCUGCCGGCAAGCCGUAGCGGACCACUUCAACCCAUCAUUCGCCUACGUCGGGAUCGGCAGCGGCAGCACCGUCGCCUACGUCGUCGAAGCAAUCGCCGAGCUCGGGGCCCCCGUGACCUCGAAGAUGAAGUUCGUUCCCACAGGCUCGGGCUCCACCUCUCUAAUCCGCAACGCGGGCCUCAGCGUGCUGCAGGUACCCGACCUGCUCCUCGAGGUGGGGUUUGACCCGAAGUCGCCGGACCACCAGCCGAUCGACAUCUACUUCGACGGGGCGGACGAGGUGGACGCGGAGCUGAACUGCAUCAAGGGCGGGGGCGCGUGCCACUUCCAGGAGAAGCUCGUGUCUCGCCUGUCGAAGCAGUUCAUCUGCGUGGCCGACAGCCGCAAGAAGGCGGGGCGGCUGCUGACGAACUGGGCGUACGUGCCCGUCGAGGUGUCGCCGAUGGGCGCCGAGUACGUGCGGCGCGAGCUGCUGCGGCUCGGCAGCACGAACCCCAAGAUCCGGCAGUCCGGUCCUACUUUUACCAACGCCAUCACGGACAACCACAACCACAUCAUCGACGCGCCGUUCCCGACGCUGCUGCUGAACAGCGAGGCCGACAAGCUCGACCCGGCCAACGGCGUCUGGACGCCGGAUGCGCUGCUCAAGCGGAUCAAGAGCAUCUUUGGCGUUCUCGAGGUCGGCAUAUUCUCGGGUCUGAACGGGCCCCAAGUCGCGCAGCUGGACACGGAUGUGGAAGGGGUGAAGCCUGUGAAGGCGUAUUUUGGGAGAUCCGAUGGGCAGGUAGAGACAUUGGGUUGAAUAUCGAAGAGGUUGGUCGGUGAUACUCUACCUAUUAAUACAUCUAGAGGAAUAAAAAAUUAGACGACGAGGCCAUAUUGUUCUACGACUGUUCGUAUAAGAUAUAGGUACCUAGACACGACAAUAUAUGACGCUCAUCACACAACUCAUUUUAGGGAGCA
Hypoxylon fragiforme is the source of this 1711-nucleotide messenger RNA. RefSeq names its product ribose 5-phosphate isomerase. The transcript has a single exon. Gene Ontology annotation, biological process: D-ribose metabolic process; pentose-phosphate shunt, non-oxidative branch. The record is from RefSeq and is a predicted model, not a curated record. Lineage: Eukaryota; Fungi; Ascomycota; Sordariomycetes; Xylariales; Hypoxylaceae. Gene Ontology annotation, cellular component: intracellular membrane-bounded organelle. Bases 432 to 1550 code for a protein of 372 amino acids. Gene Ontology annotation, molecular function: ribose-5-phosphate isomerase activity.